AUGCGGCCGGCGCUGGCGGUGUGGCUGGCCCUGAGUCUGCUGGCAGGGACAGGGGCCGAGGAGAUGUGUGGGGGCCACCCCGCCGCCUCAUCCCGCUCCAUCCCUGCGCCCCAGCUCAGCCCCGAGGAGCGGCUCUCACCCCACAUGCCCGAAUCCCUGCGCUGCGACGCCUGCCACGCCAUCGCUUUCCAGAUUGAGGAGCAGCUGCGCAGGGCAGAGGGGAAGGUGGGCAGGAAGGCACUGAGUGAGCCCGACUACGUGGAGGUGCUGGAGAGGAGCUGCUCGCAGGGCUGGGAGAGCUACGGGGUGCAGGAGCUGGACGGGGAGAAGCGGCUGGCGGGGCCGGGUCUGCCGAGACAGGAGUCCAUGACCGUGAUGGUGAUGGGGGGACCCUGGCCAAGCAGGCUGUCCAAGAUGUGCCACGGCUACGUGGGUGAGCGGGGAGAGGCGCAGAUCUACGGGGCACACCGGCGGGGGCCAGCCGCCUUGCGGGAGCUGCUCUGCCACGGGGAGAAGGGGGCCUGCGCCGGCGGCAAGGCCAGGGGGCCAGCCGCACCCAAGGCGAUGCAGAACGAGCUGUAG
Nipponia nippon (crested ibis) is the source of this 582-nucleotide messenger RNA. RefSeq names its product marginal zone B and B1 cell specific protein (gene MZB1). Gene Ontology annotation, cellular component: extracellular region; endoplasmic reticulum chaperone complex. Gene Ontology annotation, biological process: regulation of B cell proliferation. The record is from RefSeq and is a predicted model, not a curated record. NCBI's taxonomy places the organism in Eukaryota, Metazoa, Chordata, Aves, Pelecaniformes, Threskiornithidae.